Molecule: messenger RNA, 8679 nt
Organism: Schistosoma mattheei
Lineage: Eukaryota; Metazoa; Platyhelminthes; Trematoda; Strigeidida; Schistosomatidae
Source: the annotation of a GenBank genome assembly
AUGCCGCUUCUUUGCAUUAAAAUUAUUGAAGCACGUUUAGAAAGUUCAGAUUCAUCGCUAAAUACUUAUAUUAGCGUUAAAUUAAGACAAGCACAUUCCUCAACUCAAUCAGUAAAAGGAACUGCACCAAAAUGGAACGAAGAAUUUAUAUUCGAAACGGAACGUAUGGAUGGCGGCCUCCUGAUUGAACUGCAUUCGAAAGGUUUAUUAAAAGAUAAGCUGUUAGGAGUUGUUUGGUUACCCUUAAACAAAAUACUACAUUCUAAUAAGGAUGGUCCGGGAAUGUGGGUGAAUUUUGAUUCCGAAGUCAUCACUGAGAAUGGACAAAUAAUUGGCACAAAGACAGCUACUAAACACUCAUGUCUAGCUACUGUAAGAUUUGAAAUACCUGAUGAUUCACCACUUGAAAAAAUAUUAUUUACGAAAAGAAAAUUACCAAAUAUUACUUCAACAAAUGGUACUUUACAUCGUUUAAAUGUUAAUCAAAAUGUAAUGAAUGGAUUUUCUGGUCAUAUAAUUAACAUUCAUGCAAAUCAACAUUUAGAACAACGUGAAAAAUUAUUUACACCAUAUUGUGCAUUAAGUGAUUCAGAAAAUCGACUAUCUAAUAAUUUAAAUGAAGUUUAUAUACGACCGAAUUCUCGUCAAUCUAAAUCAACUAAUCAUUUAAGUUCUAACCAUUAUGGGUAUUCAAUGAAUCAUCCAGAUUAUUUAAAUGAAACACCAUUAAGGCAUAGACAGUUUACAACUGACGAUUCAGAUGCUCAUUCAUCAGAAACGUUAAAAAAUCACCAUUUUGUCUCAUCUCGUCAUUAUGAUCACCAUGAACAAGUGCCGUUUGACAGUGAAUUAGAUUCUGGUUCAGAACCAUUGUAUUAUAAUAGUCGACCAUAUCCAAAAUCACAUACAAAUAGACCAUAUUCUUAUCGUCAGUAUACUGGUGAGUAUGAAUGGGAUGAUGAACAAAUUUGUUUUGAUUCCCGUAAUGUAAAUAAUAUUGAUGAUGAUUUACAAUGGCAUAGUCAAUAUUCCGAAGAUAAUAAUUUCAUAUCGGAACCUGAAUGUUUUGAUCAGAAUUACCAGCAGCAGUACUCACAUAAUUCUGGUUCAGAUGGAUAUCGUAUUGACUGUAAUUAUGAAAAUCUUUAUAACCAACAAUCUUACACUACGAAUAUACCAAGGUAUCGUUAUUCCGGUCGGUCAGAUGACGAAGACUAUUUAUACCCUCAACCAUCAAUGGAUGAACAAAGUCCAGUUUAUUCUGAUUGUGGACCAUUUUCAGAUAUAGAUGAACCAGAUUGGAAUCCUGAUUAUGUCAACUAUCGCCAUAGUGGUGAUUAUAUGCCAUGGACAGAUGAACACCAAACAAGAUUUAGUCAACGCCGUCGACGAUCUCGCUUCAGUCCUCAAAGUUGUCGAUAUUAUAGAAGAGGUUAUACUCGUUUACCAUAUCCGCAACCCGCAUAUGGAAUUUCACCAUCUGACGUUUGUUGCGAAAAGUAUCCACAUAUAAAAUAUGAUAUACACUCAAAUUAUGGUUGUUGUUCAUGUGAAUCGGAUUAUGAAGUGGAUACAAAAAUUAUUAGUUUUGAUCAAACUCAAAAUUAUACCCCAAUCGGUGUAAAUUAUCAGUUAGAAGCUUCAAGUCCUAGUGUUGGUAAACUAUCAUUAGCUUUAAGUCGAUCAAGCUCCCCAACGCGAACGUUUAAUUCUAAUGUCUGUUUAAAAGUUAUUAGUCCAGAAUCAGUUAAAAAUGAUUUUCGUGCAUCUGCUCAGGCAGCAGUCGCGCAACACUUGCCUCCCGGUGAACAUCCUGCAGAUUUACACUUUGUGGAUCUUACUCCAAUUCCAGUCACAUCUUCAGUAAGAUCUUCCAAUAUUUCACCCAAUUGUAUGACUGUUUCAACUAAUAGUACUACUACCACUACUACCACCAGCUUACUCAGUGCUACAUUGGAUCAUUUUAAAGCGGAAACUUCAAUGAAACUCCCACAAGAUACUUCAGUGUCCACAGUUUUUUCUACUUCUACUGAAACGUCUUCACGUAUCCUGAAUAAUCGAUCAGCUAUGGCUCGUGAUAGUUUUCGUCAAUCUGGCGACCAUAGCAGGUCAAUUCCAAGUACUGUUGAAACAACUUCUUUAAAUCGACUUGAUACUGAUUUUCUACGAGAAAAGCAAGCCUCUACUGCAGUAGAUAAUGCUGAUCUUGACAGGGAUUUAAUUACUCAGAAACAAGAAUUAAUGCCAAAAAUGCCUAGAGAUCCAACUAGAAGUCAAAUAUCCACCGUUACUACUACUACUACUGCUGCUUAUGCACCUACUUCAAAUGCAAGUGUAAAUUUUCAAAGUUUAUGGGAUCAAAAAUCAGCUUUCAAACCUGUUAUACGUUCGUUAGAAGCUGCUAAAGAUCGAUUUUUCUCAAACAACACAUUAUUUCCAACAUUUUCACAAGUAAAACAAACAGUAGGACAAUCUAAUGACAAAACCAGAAUACCAAUAAAUAAUACUGAUAAAAAGAAUGAAAAUAUUUCUAGUUCAAUGAGAUUUAUUCCAAAUGAUUCGAAUAAUAAUAAAGAUACUUCAAAGAUUAUUAUAUCGAGUUCUGAGUUUUCAGCUUUAGUUCCACCACCACAUCCAUCGAAAUCAUUCAAGUUUUCUAGUUCAGAUUUGGAUAUAUCUAAUGUUAAGAGUAUAAAUUCUGAAUUUAAAAAUUAUGACUUCUCUACUCCUGUAAAUGAGUUGAAUGAUAAACCUUUGCCAAUUAAAGACGUUUCUGAUAAAUUACCAUCAUCUACAGUCAUCACCAAUAGUACAUCAAUUAUUACGUCUACAAAAACUGGAAUAUAUGUCGAUCAUGAAGAAUUAAACAAAACUAGUUUAACAAAUAAUUAUUUAUCAUCUCAAGUUUACGAAUUGAACAAAACGUUAGAAUCGCCCUAUGCUAUAGAUAAUAACCAGAAUUUGAAUGAUCCUUCGGUAAAUGUAUCGAAAUCAAAUUACUAUUGUGAUAUUUCCUGUCCUUCAUCCCCUAAAAUAGUUAAAAGUUACUUAGACGAUAUUCCAUCGAAAAAUGAAAGUCAGUCUACAUUUAGUGCUGAAGAACAUCUUAAAGAAUUGAGAAUCAGAGCAGGAUUAGGACCUAUACCAGGAUAUGAAUCUGUGACUUUACGAAAUGCAUCUUAUAAUACUUCUUCUGCAAUGUCUUCUCAUCUUAACUUUGGAACUAAUGUACCUAAACCUACUUAUUCUGUAAAUGUAAACUCAUUUAUUCCAAAAAUUCAAAGUUCCAGUACAUCCACACCAUCUAUACCAUCUUUAUUAUCAAACAUAAAAUCAGGUUUUACCGGACCACUAAGUAGGCCACACCCACAAUCAUCACCAUACUCAGCAAACCAAGCAUCAACUACAAACAAACCAUCAGGAUCAAGUCUAUUUUCUAACUUUUUAACAUCUGCUGCUUCAAAAGCUCAAACAGUUGCCACAGGUGCCUUGAAACAAGCUAAUGCUGCUGCGGAUGCUGCAAAAUUGGCUGCUAAUCAAGCUGCUGAACAAUUUGUAGCUCAAGCUAAUCAAGUUAAUCAAAAAACUACCAGUCAAAUGCAACAACAACAAUCACAACUAAAGGAAUCGGUUCAACUAUCAAGUAGUCAAAAUAAAGUCAUCACCAUGAACAAUAUUCCAGAAUCCAUAAGGUUUCCAGAUGAUACCACGAUAAAAGCUAAGUCAGGCAGUCCUCCAUUAAAACCAAGAGAGCAAAAAGGACACACUUUGCAAGGAGUUCAUGCAAAUUCUCAUGAGUAUCAACAAGAAGAUCAGCCAGUACAACAACAGCGUCAUUGGUUACAUGAACAAACUCAAGAUGUUACUACAGAUGAUGAAUAUGAUGAUGCAGAAUAUGGUAAUGAACAGACAUCUUAUAAAUCAUAUCAUCAACGAAAAGAUUUUGAAUAUGGUGAUAAUUAUAGAUCAAAUAUAAAUGAAUAUGAUCUUGAUAAUGAAAAUGAAUUGUACGAUGAUAAUCCGGAACAACAUAUGUUGGAACAACCGUCUGGUUUUGGUUAUAAACACCAGUUUGAUGAAAGUCAUUACAAUUACAAUGAUAAUGUAAAUAAUUAUGAUGUAGAUGGAAUCAAUUCAUCGGAUUUAUCUGAUCCAGAUACCUUACGUGCUUUGAGAAAACGUGAUAAAAUGAUGAUGGUUGCAGCAACGGGAAUUUAUUCACCUAUAUUCAAUAGAUCAGGUCAACCGGGUUACUUUGAUGAUUUAAACGAUAUAGAAUAUCAGGACGAUGAUGGUGAAAUAGAAAAACAGUUGAGGAAAGAAAACAGUAGACUUAGUAAAACACAUAAAGCUUCAGAGUUUGAAAAUCUUGAAACCAUUGAGCAAGAAUAUAACGAUCAAAAUGAUAGAUCAAUUCGGGAACAUAUAAAUCAAGAUUCCCAACUUGAAACAAAUGCAGAAAAUAAUAUUUAUCGUAAACCUCGACGAAGUUCAGAUGGUAAAAUUCUCCAGUCAUUACAGUUAUCGUCGACUGAUGCUGACAAUGAUUUUGAUAGAGUAAAGCUUUUAUCAAAACGUCGAAUAUCUUUUGAAGGAGCACGUCGAACGUCAAGUGACUGGCAUCGAUUUACUCCAAAUCUACAAACAUUAGAUAUUCAAGAAAUGGAUGAUAAUGAAGAGGAAUGGUCUGAUGCAAAACAAUUUGCAGAAUAUGAUCAUGACUACCCUCAUCAUUAUUCUCAAUCUCCAGUUCACAAGGAUGAGACUAUCAAAAAGGAGGGAAUCGAACAUGAUGAGAUCAUGGAACCUGUAGGAAAGACUCCGCGUCAAAGAUGGUACGAUGCCUUUGAGCGAGUGUGUAGUGGUUUACGUACAGAAGGAGGUUUGUUUUCUGUUAUCUCACCGAAUUCUGAUGAUCUACAUUCUUCAUUCUAUACAAAUAUUGACAGUAUGCCAGAUAUUCGUUUAAAAAAGAAACCGAAAUCAUUGGUUAGCGAUUUGGUCAUUCAGACUAUGGCUGUACAAAAACGAAACAUGGGAACAGCUAGUGCAAAUCUGAUCACUCGUCAAUCGAUAAACGAUGAAGAAAUGAAACAACAUGUAUACAAAAAAACUCUACAAGCUUUACUAUAUCCAAUAUCAAGUAAUACACCACAUAACUUUCAAGUAUGGACUGCUACAAGUCCAACUUAUUGUUAUGAAUGUGAAGGUCUUCUUUGGGGAUUGGCAAGACAAGGUCUACGAUGUACAGAAUGUGGUGUAAAAUGUCAUGACAAAUGUCGUGAAUUGUUAAAUUCAGAUUGCUUACAACGCGCUGCUGAAAAAUCAGCUAAACAAGGAGCUGCAGAUAAAGCACAAACUAUUAUGCAAGCAAUUAAAGCAUUAAUGUCACAAAGAAUUAAUGAAAUGCCUGAUCUAUUCAAUUUACUUGGUUUAGUAUUUAAAGUAGAUAGUAAAAUACAUGAACGCAAUUUACUACAAGCUGAACAAAGUAUUCUAGAUGGAACUAGUAAAUGGUCAGCAAAAAUUGCAAUAACUAUUAAAUGUGCACAAGGUUUAAUUGGCAAAGAUAAAACUGGUACGAGUGAUCCUUAUGUUACAGUACAAGUUGGUAAAGUUAAAAAACGUACAAAAACUGUUCCACAAGAGCUUAAUCCAGUUUGGAAUGAAAAAUUCUAUUUCGAAUGUCAUAAUGCUUCAGAUCGAAUUAAAAUUCGAGUAUGGGAUGAAGACAAUGAUUUACGUGCUAAACUUCGUUCAAAGCUCACUGCAGAAUCUGAUGAUUUCUUAGGUCAAGCUAUUAUUGAAUUGCGUACUUUAUCCGGUGAAAUGGAUGUAUGGUAUAAUCUUGAAAAACGUACUGAUAAAAGUGCUGUUUCCGGUGCAAUCCGUUUAUUUAUUUCAGUAGAAAUUAAAGGUGAAGAAAAAGUUGCACCAUAUCAUGUUCAAUAUACAUGUUUACAUGAGAAUAUAUUUCACUACUUAUGCGAAACGAAUAAAAGUGAAGGUAAACCAGAAGUUGAAUUACCUGAUGCUUCUGGGGAUGAUGCUUGGAAAGUAUAUUUUAAUCCACCUGCACAAGAUAUUGUCAAUGAGUUUGCUAUACGUUAUGGGAUUGAAUCAAUUUAUCAAGCAAUGACGCAUUUUUCAUGCUUAACCACAAAAUAUAUGUGCACUGGUGUACCGGCUACUAUGUCUAAUCUUCUAGCUAAUAUUAAUGCAUUUUAUGCGCAUACGUCAUCUUCUAGUAGUCAGUCAGCUUCGGAACGUUUCAGUGCUAGUAACUUUGGUAAAGAAAAAUUCGUUAAAUUGUUGGACCAGUUACACAACUCUCUACGUAUCAGUUUGUCUGUGUAUCGUAAUUCAUUUCCUGCUUCACAACCGGAUAAGUUACAAGAUUUGAAAUCCACUGUCGAUCUUUUAACAAGUAUUACAUUCUUCCGAAUGAAAGUUCAAGAAUUGACCAGUCCACCUAGAGCUAGUCAAGUAGUGAAAGAAUGUGCACGUGCUUGUAUGCAAUCUACCUAUCAAUUUAUUUAUGAAAAUGUCAAUGAAGUAUACUCGAAACAAUUUCAAGAAUCUGUUUCACAAGAUGAAGGUUCACCUUCGUUGAAAUCUUUAGUAUUUUGGCAUCGUUUAAUUACUUUACUAGUUUCUGUAAUCGAUGAAGACAAUACUACAUAUGCUGCUGUCAUUAAUCAAUUUCCACAAGAAGUUAAUAUGGGUCAUAUAAGUGCAUUGUGUAUGUGGGAAAGAUUAUCUGAAGAUAUACAAAUUGCCUUAGAAGUUCAUGCACGUACUGAUACACGAUAUUGUAAAUCGUCGGAUUACAUGAACUUAUUUUUCAAAUUAAAAUGGUUCUAUAAUAAACAUGUUGCUAUGAUCCCUUCGCAAAAAGAUAUUAUACCUGAAUAUCCACGAUGGUUUGAAGUAUUUGUUAUGCAAUGGUUAAAUGAAAAUGAUGAAGUAUCAAUGGAUUUUUUACGAAAUGCUUAUGAACGUGAUAAAAAAGAUGGAUUUCAACGAUCUAGUGAACAUGCAUUAUUUUCUAAUUCUGUUGUUGAUGUUUUCACUCAACUUAAUCAAUGUUUUGAUGUAAUUAAAAAACUUGAAUGUCCUGAACCAAGUGUACAAGAACGUUUCUUAAAUCGUUUUGCUCGUACUGUUAGUAAAGUACUACUAACCUAUGCAGAAAUAGUAAAAGCUGAUUUCAAAUGUUGGGUGCAUCAACAAGAAACCGCAUGUAUCAUUAUGAAUAAUAUACAACAAUUACGUGUACAGUUAGAAAAAGUAUUUGAAGCAAUGGGUGGUAGUAUACUAUGUGAAGAUACAUUGAAUGCAAUGAAUGAUUUACAACAGAUGCUUCAGGUUGUUAUUGAUGAUUUAGCUUCACAAUAUGCUGAAGCAUUACAAGUACAAAUUGUACAAAAAAUUAAAGAAUUAAGUAAAUUGCUUCAUCAGUGUCCACCUAAUUCCAAAGCCAAUGUGGAAACUGAAGCUGAACACAUAUUACAUCCACUUAUGGAUCACUAUGAGUCAACAUUGUCAGCUUUAGCAGAUCUAUGCGAAAAGACUGUAUUGAAACGAUUGUUAAAGGAACUUUGGAAAGUUACAAUGCAUAAUUUGGAGAAACAAGUUGUACUACCCACUGUUGCCGAUCCAAGAGCUAUGUUUCUUAAUUUGUCGAUUCCGUCAACUGCACAAGCUAAAUUAACAAGUGUAUCUCAGAGUUUACUGACAAAUGUAAGCAGUCAGCUACCAGCAAGUCGAUUACUACAAGAUAUGUCUAAAGAUGCAGGAAUCUCAGAGCGAAAUUUAACACCACGUCAUUGUCAAAUAUUGGAUAUAGCAUUGGAUGCGAUUAAAAACUAUUUUCAUGCUGGUGGUAGUGGACUUAAGAAAGCUUACUUGGACAAAUCACCGGAAUUACAAUCAUUACGUUAUGCACUAUCAUUAUACACACAAACAACGGAUGCACUUAUUAAAAACUUUGUGGCUACUCAGACAUCACAAGAUAAACCUGCAAUUGAAGAUAGUGUUGGAGAGUUAUCAAUUCAUGUUGAUCUCUUUCGUCAUCCUUCACAUGGAGAACAUAAAGUUACUAUAACUGUUAUUGCAGCGAAUAAUUUGAAAUGGACAACAUCGGGAACAUUUAAACCUUUUAUUGAAGUAGUAUUAUUUGGUCCAUUAUUAAGUGAAAAAAAGCAUAAAUUUGCAACAAAAUCAAAGAAUAAUGUUUGGUCACCUGUGUUUAAUGAAACAUUUACAUUCUUUCUCAGUGCUGGUUCUGAUCCAGAAUCGUAUGAAUUACAUAUGUGUGCCAAAGAUUAUUGUUUCGGUCGAACAGAUCGAUUGAUUGGAUUGACUGUAUUACAACUACGUGAUUUAGCAACAACAACUGAUUUAAAUGCUUCACCUACAAUUCAUUCAAGAGAUGGUCGAACUGGUGUUGGUCAAAGUGGUGCAUGUGCAUGUAUUUGUAGUCUGGGAAAAAGAUUACAUCUUGAUGAUACUGGAUGGACUAUACUACGUAUAUUAUCACAACGUCCUCAAGAUGAGAUAGCUCGUGAAUUUGUUCGUUUAAAAUCAGAAGUUCGUAGUCCUUGUGAUUCAAUAGGAAAUACUACUGGUUCUGUUACUGGUAGUUCAUUGAAUGGAUCCGUUCCACGUAGCCGAUAA